GGGUGUUUCGCACCGUCUGAACUCACCAAAAAGCCGCUCUCCGAAUCUCUCCUGCGCACUGUUAUCCCCCCUUCAUCUUCGGCUUCGUACACAGACCAGUAAGCGGUUUCUAUCCGGCAGUACCGAUGUCUGCACUUUUCCGCCUGCGUCGGUGUGUGCUGGUGUGCGCGCUCCUCGCCACCGUGCUGUGUGUUGUGGAGUGUGCGCCUGUGUCGGACAACGGCGUUCGCACAGCCAAAGCACUGACCAGUGACACCCGCACCGGUGACUCCGACGACUUCUGCCACGACCCGAAGGACUGCCAUGGUGAUUCCUGGGUCAGCACUUAUACUUUUCUUGUUGAUCUGGGAAGGGCUCUCCACGUUAGUGAAUGGUCCGAAGCGUACAACUACUGCGAGUACAAGUACAUCACGUGCAGGUAUUCCGGUGUUGAGAUCGAUCUGAGCGGUCUGAAUCUGAUCGGGAGUCUUGUCCCUCCUAAUCCCAAACGGUACGACGAGGCUGAUCCACCGAGGAUAAAGAAGAUUACGCUCGACGGCAACAGCGGCAUCUCCGGCAGCCUCCCGGCGAGCUGGGGUGUUAUAUCCUCCCUGCAGAGCUUCUCAGCCGCCGCGACGAGCAUCAGCGGAACGCUGCCUGACGAGUGGAGCAACUUAACGGCGCUGGAGACGCUGCUGCUGAACCACACGAAAAUCGACGGGGCGAUACCCGAGUCGUGGAGUGCACUAAGAAGCCUGAAGACGGUGUCGCUCUCCAACAGCGGCAUCUCCGGCAGGCUCCCGGUGGGCUGGGGUGUUAUUUCCUCCCUGCGGAGCUUCUCAGCCGCCGCGACGAGCAUCAGCGGAACGCUGCCUGACGAGUGGAGCAAGAUCACUGCACUGGAGACACUGCUGCUGGACCACACCGGCAUCAAAGGAACGAUACCGGAGUCGUGGAACGCGCUAAGGCACCUCAAUACCGUAUCGCUCUCCAACAGCGGCGUGACUGGGUGCUUGCCGGCGGACUGGACGCGCCAGUUGGGCCUCACUCUGGAGGCCGUUGGAUUGCCAGAAGCGGCGGAGUGCGAGCUAGGAAACGAAGGCGGGUCCACGAAGAAGUUCCCGUGGUGGGCGAUACUGAUCAUCGUCGUCGGCGCGGUGCUGGUCAUUGCGGUGGUUGUGGUGGUUGUCGUGUGCGUCGUGAGGCGCAACCGGCGGAAGCGGCGGGAGCGGGAGUCUGCGGAAGCACGCUCUUCCCGUUCGUUCACCUCCCGCGGCGACGAAACGCAAGCGUCGACAGCGAGCAGCUUUUCCUUCGCGGGCCGCAUGAACGGCCGUCGCGCCUCCGACAGCGUUGACACCGGGAAGUCCGUACCGCUCCACGCCGGCUACUACUCGCAUUGCGGGUCCUCGGUUUCGUCUGCGAGUGUGGCGGAGGGCAGCAGCCGCACUUCAGAGCUGCAGACGGAGGACACGAGCGCUGACACUGACGACAACGCCUCACGCGGAAACGGAGGUGCCGACAGAUACGCGAUACCUGACAGUCAGAGAAAAGAACCCCAUGGCCCCUCAGCGGCCGCCGUGCCUCCCUUCCUACAUGACUACGCGGUAAGUUCAUAA
Leptomonas pyrrhocoris is the source of this 1598-nucleotide messenger RNA. RefSeq names its product proteophosphoglycan ppg4. Bases 126 to 1598 code for a protein of 490 amino acids. Lineage: Eukaryota; Euglenozoa; Kinetoplastea; Trypanosomatida; Trypanosomatidae. The transcript has a single exon. Gene Ontology annotation, cellular component: plasma membrane. The record is from RefSeq and is a predicted model, not a curated record.